CCGUCGGUCUUUAUAAUUGUCGCGGGAAUUCCAGUUAAUAUGGUCUUUUUAACAUUCUGUUCAUACUUGCUACCGAAGACUAACAGGAUUUACAGUAAAUAAUGACAGUCCCGGUGAGUUUUGCCUGAGGUCGUUGAACUCGCUCCACAAGCUGCGGUGCCAGUUCGGGCUAGGCUCUGUUUCAGACUGGCCGCAAGGCGCACCAACCCUACUAUUGUGAGACAUUCAGACCAACGCCUAGCUUUCAGCUGUCUGUUUUGGGAUCCACGAUUGCUCACUGAUCGCCGCCCGAGUCGGACACUCACUUGUGCCCCUUAGGAAUGUCAGACCAGCACUUUUAAGGCGGUCUGUUUGGGGAUCCGCGCCGCUGCCCGUCUUCACCUGUGUUGGACACUCGCUCAGUCCGCUUCCGGUCCCCCUGAGGACUAGAACCAGACAAAAUGGCCAGUUCUUGCACGACGAUUGUUCUCGCGUUGUUGUUCUUGGUGGGGUCAUCUUUCCUGGGAUCGCACACGACCGUCUUCGGACAGGAACAAACCGCUACACCGAAGACGACGCCAGAAAAUCCCACGUGUGUGCCUCUCCAGAAUCUUUUUCAAACAAUGCAAGGAUCAUGUGCCAUAGACAUCCAGCCAUAUGCAAAUCAGCCUGGACGAGAUGGUAUUUACAGUGUUACAGUGCCUCGACAAAGACUAAAUCCAGGCCUUGACAUGGAAGCCAUGUUGGUUACAGUCAACUGGAUUCAGUUCACUGCGUACCACACAACUAUUCGAGAGCUGGGACCACAGGUCCUGCAGGCACGAGUCACAUACAACCUAGAUGGGGAACCUGUCAUGGCAGAUGCUUCUGGGCUGGUGCCCCAAGUUCCCAGCAGUACUCCACUUGAGCUGGUGUUCCCCAGACCACUGGCAGUACAGGAAAACCAAGUCCUGAACAUCACUCUACAUAUGCGGAUUAACGAAGGGCCUCUCAUCCAGCAGUGUUCAUCAUGUGUGGGACUCAACAUCACGCUGUAUCAGGUCAGCUGCAACUUUCAGCCAAAGUCCUUUGAUUACAAUGGAGCAUGCCUGAGGGCCUUCAGUGCUUGGAGGACUGAACUUGAAAAACAAGGAGGAGCAGGGACAUGCCAAGACAUUCAACUGGACCGACACUUUCUUGGGCGAUACAGCAAAUGCUUUGUUCCCCCCAGUAUUGAGUACAUCACAUCUCGUGUGGCGGGGUCGGUCGGUCAACCUGCCAGGCUGGUCUGUAUCACAGGUGGCAACCCGGCGCCCUCUGUCAAAUGGCUGCGGAAACGCACCCUGUUCACAAACUCAAGCGGAAACACAAUCGUCUUUGAUCCCCUGUCUCCAGCUGAUACGGGAAAAUAUGUCUGUGUUGCUGAGGAGAGAGAGUUCUUCAAUAGAACCAUCAGAGCAAAUGCCACCUUGGAAUUACAGGGACAAGCUUGUGAGCAGUACCAGGUGGCACAUGCUAACCUUUUGCGUGAAUGUGCAGUGUCAGCUGCUACAGUGCGACAGCAAGGAUGUGGGCAGUUUUCUGUCCCAUUUCGGAAUGGAACUGUAACUAUAGACCAGAUCCAGGUCAUACUGCGUGCUGAGGGAGACCUACCGUGGGUUCGGCCAGGAGAAGUAGCAGGUGUGGUCAACCUGACCGUCACCAUACUGCAGGUGGAAAACAAUCCUCCGUCAGAAGUCCCAGCACGGCGAAGACGCCGCCGUGACACAGGAGCAAAGACCGCAGACAAUCAUGUUCUGUUAAAACGGGCCAAGCGGCAAACAUUACAAGAUCCACAGGAAGAGAUUAUCCACCAACAGGUCUACCAGAAUGUGCUGGCACUAGCUGCAUCUGGUUACGAAGUUUCUGCAAGCAUAACAAUAGAACCAGUUGAUGUCGUACCUGGCAAAACAUUACUGAUCAAAGUUGCAGAAGAGGGACCAAACAGGCCGACAGUUUGUGAAUUACGUGAGGCUGGUGUCUUCCCACAGUUCCAGUUGAGGGGCUACAGUUUGCACCCUUGUGGCUUACCAUCUUGUCAGCAAAGGUUUAAUGAAUGGAUUGCUGCCAGAAAAGCUGUACCUGAUGGUAACCAGUGUGUUGGACCUGACUUUGUGACCCAACAGUACUCCAAAUGUUUUGUUGCCCCUGAGGUCUUCAUAGGACCCUCAAAAGCACAGGAGGUGAUUGUAGGAGAGACUGUCACCAUCACAUGUAACACCACAGGGUUUCCCACUGAUUAUAACUACCAGUGGACAGUGGAUGGAACAGUAGUACCAAACCAGGGAGGUCCUGUCUUCAGGUAUGAUGGUGUAAGUGGUGUUCACAAGAUCAAGUGUAAGGUGACAAGUUCAGGUGGUGAGACAGAGUCUAAGGACUUAACUGUGACAGUGCUUCCAGAAGGAACUGUAACAUGUAGAGAUAUCCAGAGUCUGUUUACACCUAUGCAAGGAUUGUGUGUCAGAGAGUGGCCAGCACGUGGGACAAGAGCUACAGAGGAUGGCACUUAUCCAUUUUUUGUGUUGUUCUCUGAAACCAGAGAAAAAAUACAAGCAAUCUCGGUGAGAGUUGACUGGGACCAGUUCCCCAUGUACCACAGAAGUCUCAGACAAGCUGGAGUUGGGACACUUAAUGCACAAGUAACCUACAACAGGGAGGGGCAAGUCUUCAGUGUAACUGCCACUGGUCAGGUAACUGUUGAGACCAGAGGUAUAGUGGAACUGUUUUUCUCCAGGCCGCUUGUAGUUCAUGGAGGACAGAAUGUGAACAUCACCCUACAGCUGCAGCUGUCUGAGUCAGACAGUUCACCAGUUGUGAACCGGAACUGUUCAGCAUGUGUGGGGCUCAAGUUAUGGGCCUAUCAGAGAAACUGUGACUUCAGCCCUGGUGGAAAUGGACGAUGCUUGAGGGCAUUCCAAGCUUGGUGGACAAAACUUGCAAAAAGGGGCGGGGCAGGAUCAUGCCAAAAAUAUUACCUGGACCAGUCCUUUCUUGAUAAAUACCAGAAAUGCUUUGUACGGCCUGCUCUACGGUACAUCACCUCUCCAGUUAAGGCAGUCUACAGGCAGCCUGCUAGGCUGGUGUGUGUGGCUAGUGGUGGCCCCCCACCUUCUGUACGAUGGUUGAAGAACGACAAACCAGUCAAUAAUUCUGACAGAAACACCAUUGUGUUCAACUCUGUGACUCCAGCCGAUACCGGGAUCUAUACCUGUGUUAUUGAAGAGAGGGAGUUCUUCAAUCAGACUGUCACAGCAACUGCCAGCUUGGAGCUACAGGGACUGGCGUGUACAAAGCUACAGCAGACUGAGACCCGGCUGUUCAGGGAAUGUGCUUCACCUGCUGGUUUUAGAUACAAUCCAAUGUACAGUGAAGAAUCAUAUGAAGUCUGUAUGCCGCAGGUGUUUGUUGUACAGCAGAACACAAGCAUCUAUCAGCUGCAGCUUCGACUGUAUGAAUGGCAAUCAUUGUCAUGGAUACCAAGUAAUGGUAAAGCAGGCGCCGUAAAUCUCAAUGUCACUAUACUGUGGCAGGGAAAACAAACAAUUCAGCCACUUCGUCGACGGAAUGUCCGGGCGUCAGAUGUUGACAGUCAGUCAUCAGUUAACCGCUUUAAACGUGCAGAAGUGGAACAAACCAUCAUUCUCCACCAAAACGUCUAUCCAAAUGUGCUGGGAUUGAUAGAAGCUGAUGGUGAACAGUUAACCCUGAAUGUGAUGAUUGAACCUGUGAAUGUAGCAGAGAAUGAUAUCCUACAAGUGGACAUCACAGAAGAGGGGUCAAACAGAUCUAUAUUAUGUGACUAUCCAGACAUCCAGUUAAUGGGACACAUUUUUGCGCCCUGUAAUACCGCUGGUGUUAGGAACAUCAUACCAAAUGAUUUCAGUGACAUUCUAUAUAAUAAUGUCCUUGGUGAGACCUUAGGAAUUCAAGAGCAAGGCAUGCCAAUGCCAACUUGCCAGGAAAGGUACUCUGACUGGCUUGUUGCCAGGAAGGCAGUGCCAGAUAGAGACAGUUGUGUUGGGCCAGACCUGGUGACCAGGCAGUACCAGAAAUGUUUUGUUCCCCCUGAGGUGAGUACAUGUCCUUCAGAGAUUGAGGAUCUGGUAGUGGGAGAGUCUGUCACCAUCACAUGUAACACCACAGGGUUUCCCACUGAUUAUAACUACCAGUGGACAGUGGAUGGAACAGUGGUACCAAACCAGGGAGGUCCUGUCUUCAGGUAUGAUGCUGUAAGUGGUGUUCACAAGAUCAAAUGUAAGGUGACAAGUUCAGGUGGUGAGACAGAGUCUGAGGACAGCACUGUGACUGUGCUCCCAGAAGGCACCAUGACGUUUGUUUCUGGUAUCAGGAUAACAGGCAGGAACUUCACCCCUGAGAUGUCAGACCCAUGUUCAGCUGCUUUCCAGAACAUCAGCCAAGACAUCAAGGACUGGAUUAAUCCAGCUGUGAAUAGUGUCCAAGGCCAGAAAUCCAUCAGAGUAAAGUAUGCAAAACCAGGAAGUAUCAUUGCAAGUAACAACAUAAAUGUGCAGGAUUCUGUGCUCCAAGACAGGGACCUGUAUGACGGUAUCUCUAACGCCCUCAGAACAGCUGCCCAGGCUCCUAGUUCUCUAGGGGUGGAUCCAAACAGUCUCACACUCUUAAGUGCAACAACAUGUUACGGUGAAACAGUGACUGCAACAAACUCAACAUCCAAUCGUGUGAGCCUGACUUUUCCAAGCUCUACAGGAGACACACACAUGUACUCAACUCAAAGGUGUGCCAACAACACAGAAAGUGCUGGUAUUCCACUGGCAGUCCGAAGGUGCAUGGGAACCUUUCAGACUGGAGUGAGCUGGGCAAGCCCAGAGAUGUUGGACUGUGGACUGGACCUGUCCAAACUGGCACAGGUGCCUGUUACUUCAGAUAAUGUAGCACAAGUUGCUGCAGAGUUACAGAUUCUUACAUCUGAUGGAAGAUCACUUACAGCAGAAAACAUCAAUGAUACUGCCACUGUCGUGGGCAACAUUGCAAAUACAGGAGGAGACGAGAAUGUUGGCUAUUCCUUGGUUGUGUCUGUUGACCAGAUAAUGAAUGCUGAUGAUGGCAUCCUCUAUCAGAGUCAACUUAAGGACCAAGCUCCUUCCAGAAUUGUACAGGCACUUGAGCAGUUCAACGAUCGUGUCAAUCUGACAACAAAUCGUUUCCGCCGCAUUGAACAAAACAUCGGGGUGGAAACUUACCAGAUUGGAGCUGCAGAACUGAUCAACAGUGUUGGUUUUGCAUCCCUUGAAGGCAGUGGAUACCUACAGGACAGAUUGGUACAGUCCUACUCUGACUCAUCCUUCAUCCCCUAUGACCAAGUGGAUGCUUCCAUAGUUCUGCCUGAAGAGCUGGGAUCAGUUGUUGCUUUCCUCAAGGAAAACAUCAUUGAUCCAACAGAUGUGGAAGUCCGUCUGAGUUACAUCAUCUAUCACAGCAGCCGGUUGUUCCAGUCCAACCAGACAGCUCCUUCCUCAGCCGACACAAAAACCAGGAUUAACAGCAGGGUUAUCGCCAGUAGAGUCACUGGGUUUACACUCAAGAAUCUCCCCAACCCAGUAGUGACAAGAUACCUUCCUAUUGUUGGGAACAGUACAAACACCACAGUGAACAACAUCAGGUGUGUGUUUUGGGACUUCAAUGCUGGAGGAGGGGGAGCCUGGUCUACAGAGGGAUGUGACUUUGUUAGGAUUGACAACAACAGGGUGGUGUGUGAGUGCAACCAUCUCACCAACUUUGCUGUUUUGAUGGACAUCUAUGGAGGAUUGCACAGCUUUGCACUGGACCUGAUCAGUAAGAUUGGUAUUGCCCUGUCCAUCACAGGCCUAGUCCUGACACUCAUCACUUAUCUAGUGUUCAAACAACUUCGUCAGACCAGACCACAGCACAUCCUUAUCAACCUGUGUGUGGCCCUACUGGCAACUCUCAUCAUCUUCCUGGCAGGCAUUAGUGCCACCAGUUCUCCUGUUGGCUGCACUGUGGUGGCAUUUUUCCUGCACUACUUCCUCCUGGCUGUGUUCAUGUGGAUGGCUAUUGAAGCCUUCAACAUGUACCUGGCCUUUGUAAAAGUCUUGGGGGCACAUGUGUCAAAAUUCCUCCUCAAGGCAGCCAUCAUAGCAUGGGGUCUUCCCUUUGUUAUUGCCAUCAUUACCCUGGUUGUGGACGUCCCAAGCACUUAUCCUGAUGGACAGGAGACUUACAGGAGCACAAGCUUUUGCUGGCUGCAGGGUAACCAGCUGUACUUUGGGUUCCUGUUACCUGCUGGACUGAUCCUACUGUUCAACACUAUUGUGUACAUCAUGGUCAUCAGUAAGCUGGUCUGUAGGGGCAGGACUAAAGGGAGAGUUGCUGAUCCCAGACAAGGUGGGACCAAACAGCAGCUGCGCAUCGCCAUCGCUGUCAUGGUGCUGGUCGGACUCACCUGGAUCUUUGGAUUCUUCAUGAUCAGUGAUGGUAGGAUUGUCUUUUCCUACUUAUUCUGCAUUUUCAACUCCCUGCAAGGAUUCUUCAUUUUCAUCUUCCAGUGUGUACGCCAAAAGGAAGUCCAAAACCUGUGGUUCAAGGUUCUCCUUGCAUUCAGGUGUUGUGGCUGUCCCGUGGACGAGUAUCGUACAACCAAGUCUUCAGGAGGGAAGUCUUCGUCCAACCAAACUGAUUCCACCUCAGAAGCUUACUCCCGUGGAAAGCGGAAAAGCAGUGCAGACACAAUGCCUAUGAACAUUCCCAUGAACAAUAUCUAAGGCAAAUGCAAAUGUUCCAAUCCAGGUUUCUUCCUUGGCUUUACAUGAUGUACAUUUUUGUAAUAUGACAAAGUGGCCAUAAUUUUGGUUCGUUUGCAAGAAGAUUUUAGCAAAUGACAGAAUGACAACGUUCAAAGUUGUUCAAGUCUGAUACAGGAGUUAGAAUAUUUUGGAUAAAUGAGAAAAAUUAAGGAAAACUGCUGCAACUUUUUCUCACAGACUUCUAUUUUCCACUUGACAAGUUCUCUUGCUUCAAUUUGUACUUGAAAAUGUCUGAGAACAAAGGAAAUGGCCUAGUGUGGCCAUAUGACUUUGUUUAAGCUUUGUGGAAAUCUUCACUUGUAUUGUCAAGGCAUUCAGAAUACAUUGUAUGUAGCAAAUGCUGUACAGGGUACAUGUACUUAGUAAAUGAUUGAGACUCCAGAUGUACAGGGUAAAUAAUCGAAGCUUGUAUCUUAGGCAUCUGGCUUAAGCUUUACAAUUGUGUUUUAUAUUUUUUCAAAGGCUUUAGAUUUUAGGCUUGGCAUAGAUGUUGACUUUUGGAUGGAUGUCUACUAGUUAUCAUAGCUUACAUAUUGUGUCAACUAAAUAAAUAAAGAAAUUCAUGACUGCAUGUUUCACUCUAACAUGUGACCCAUUGUAGCAUAGCAUUAGUAUAAUGUGAUCAUUGUGGUAAUAUAUGAUAGGUGCAUGCCAUUACGUUUUAUUAAGCACAAUCAGAUGUUGUACAAAUUAUCUAAUCAUUGCAUGCAUGCACCAAUGAUAAGCCAUGCUAUUUUUUGUUUUCUUCAAUUUGAAUCAUACUGUUAGAAAUAUGAAUAGCAGUGAUGUAUUUAGGAUCUGUUACACAUUUCCUCACAAGUAUAAUAACAUUAAAGACAAUACAUUAUAUUCAUCACAAACUCCUGGUAGUUAAUGCCAUAUAACUAAUAAUAAAUACAUGUACUAUUGUAUGAUGUGUACCAGAAAUUAUUCGCCACCACUAUAAAUUCAUACCUUGCAUGCUUGUAACUUUGUUGUAUGUAAACAAACAUGAAUUCCCAUCAUACCACUGAGUCUGAGGCAUUUUCUCAUGAUA
This is a messenger RNA of Branchiostoma belcheri (Belcher's lancelet), 7836 nucleotides long. RefSeq lists its product as uncharacterized. The record is from RefSeq and is a predicted model, not a curated record. Gene Ontology annotation, biological process: cell surface receptor signaling pathway; G protein-coupled receptor signaling pathway. The coding region runs from base 441 to 6758 and encodes 2105 amino acids. Gene Ontology annotation, molecular function: G protein-coupled receptor activity. Lineage: Eukaryota; Metazoa; Chordata; Leptocardii; Amphioxiformes; Branchiostomatidae. Gene Ontology annotation, cellular component: membrane. The transcript has 41 exons.